Molecule: messenger RNA, 1687 nt
Organism: Lipotes vexillifer (Yangtze River dolphin)
Lineage: Eukaryota; Metazoa; Chordata; Mammalia; Artiodactyla; Lipotidae
Gene: TMEM127
Product: transmembrane protein 127
Exons: 4
Coding region: 221-937 (238 amino acids)
Biological process (GO): negative regulation of cell population proliferation; negative regulation of TOR signaling
Cellular component (GO): membrane
Source: RefSeq, a predicted model, not a curated record
CAGAGGUGGAGGAAGCCGGAAGUGGAUCGGGCCCGGGUUGGUUCGGGCGUUGCGGGUUUGUGGCCUGGGAUCGCUCGGACCGUGGCAGCUGAGGAGCCCGUGACGGGACGGAGAGACGCCAUCCCGGCACGGAGGCCUGCUGACCGGCAGGCUCUGUGUGCUCGGCGGAGGUCGGCGGCGACCAGCAGCGACCGCGGAGCGACGGCGGGCGGCCCCGGGCAUGUACGCCCCCGGAGGCGCAGGGCUGCCUGGCGGGCGCCGGCGGAGGAACCCGGGAGGCAGCGCUCUGCCCAAGCAGCCGGAGCGUAGCCUGGCCUCGGCCCUGCCGGGUGCCCUGUCCAUCACCGCGCUGUGCACUGCCCUCGCCGAGCCUGCCUGGCUGCACAUCCACGGUGGCACCUGUUCCCGCCAGGAGCUGGGGGUCUCCGACGUGCUGGGCUCCGUGCACCCGGACCUGCUGAAAGAUUUCUGCAUGAAUCCCCAGACAGUCCUGCUCCUGCGGGUCAUCGCCGCCUUCUGCUUCCUGGGCAUCCUGUGUAGUCUCUCCGCCUUCCUUCUGGAUGUCUUCGGGCCCAAGCAUCCAGCCCUGAAGAUCACCCGUCGCUAUGCCUUCGCCCACAUCCUCACAGUCCUGCAGUGUGCCACCGUCAUCGGUUUUUCUUACUGGGCUUCUGAACUCAUCCUGGCCCAGCAGCAGCAACAUAAGAAGUACCACGGCUCCCAGGUUUAUGUCACCUUUGCUGUUAGCUUCUACCUGGUGGCAGGCGCGGGCGGGGCCUCAAUCCUGGCCACAGCAGCCAACCUCCUGCGCCACUACCCCACGGAGGAAGAGGAGCAGGCGCUGGAGCUGCUCUCGGAGAUGCAGGAGAACGAGCCCUACCCGGCAGAGUACGAGGUCAUCAACCAGUUCCAGCCGCCUCCGGCCUACACGCCCUAGCGCCAGCCGUGGGCCCUCCUCCUCGGCAGCCCUCCCCGCUCUGCAGCGCCCUCCACACCCAGAGGUGCUCCUUUCCCCAGCAGGCCUCACCGGGAGGAUCCUGACCGUCUUCACCAACCUUCCCCGGGAGGGACUCUGCCUUUAGCGUUGUUCAUGGAUCCCCGCUCUCAAAACCUGGGGUUCACUGGUUUUAGAUAAUGGCACUGUUUCCCUUCUUUCCACCCCCCUCUCGUUCCACAGUCACUCGUCAUUACCAACCAGGGAUGGUCGUACACGUUUUCCCCCUUCGUGGGCCCUAUCUCUGAGACUGAGACUUUCCUCGGGGAGCUGUUGACAGUGGACGGUCCCCGCUAGAAGAGGCGUCCACGGGGCCCAAGGGAAAGGGGACCGUGCCCUGCGGGCUCUCCUCAUAGCUGUUCACGUGUGCCCCACAGCGUAGCUCUGGGUUGAGCCCUGCCCCUGCCCCUUCUGGGAGUGCCCAGUACCGGGCUGCCCGCUCUGUGGAAUUCUCUGCACUUUAGUCUUUGGACUGCCUGUCACGUGUGUUCUGGUUCUGCAGGGAGAAGGGGUGGCUGCUGGGAAGCAGAGCACGUGCUCUCCCUGACCCGUCCCUGCCUGGUGGCCAGCGCCCUGGCGUGAGCCUGAGGCCCCCCGGAAAGGAUCAGUGUGAAGGGGGCCAAAUCUCCCCAGCCCUGUCACCUUUUAAGAUGUGAGUGGUUUUAAAAGGGAAAAACAAAACUGAGCAACACC